GGCUUCUUCCAUCUCCAACAACAAUCUAACCUACCUGACCUUGCCUACCACCUACCUAUGCUCCGAACGAGAGCACAUGCCACUCGGUGAUCUCUCCACGCCUCAGCACUACCCAAAGCAGCGGCAUCAGCAAUAUCUCCAGCGCCGUCGGGUGCCCAUAACAGCAACGGCAGCAGCAGCAGUAGCAGUAGCAUCAGCAGCAGCACGAGAAAGACGAUUGCUAUUGCUACCUGACUGGGGAGCUCCUCGCGCGCGCAGAAACGCUGUGCUAUCGCUACCAACACCGUGGCGAGCAACUUCACGCGACGAAUCACGACGGGCCCAGCGAUACUCGGCGCAGCAUCUACUCUGUUGGAAACAGACCGCCUUCGUCUUUGGGCGCAUUGCGGUUUACAAGAACCACGUAGCGAGUGGUCGACUGCCAACCGCAGUCGUACACAGUAUUAUUAUUGUGCAGUGGUAGUGGGGGUGCUUCUGUCUGCGUCAUCCGCCCCGGGCGCUCGCCUGUUUGUGCUCGCGACCCUAGAACUAGUCCUAUCCUAGUGUUGGCGCUAAGACGCCGCUCUGCAGAGCGUGUGCCACGCUCUCUCGGCGCAUCAACCAUCGGCCCUCACUUCGGCCUGCCUACAGCUCGCCCUUGCUUCGCCAGCUGCACAUCCAGUCCAACAAACAACGCUCCUGCGUCCCAGCCUGCGUGCACGCAAGAACAGGGUUCUCCAGCUCGACCGCAAGCUUAUCUGCGCUCUGCUAAACUUUGGGAUCGUGCAGCGCAGCGCUCCGUCCCUGGUCACGGGCUAUUCGAUUCUCCACUUCAUCACCGAGCGCGCGCGCGAGGCAGAGAGCGCGAGAAAGAGAGAGAGACAGAGAGACAGCGAGACAGAGAGCGAGCUCAGCGUACCCACCCCGCGACACCCUCGUCCCAUCCAUGCGCAUAUCGCAGCGCGCAACCCUCCGAGUAUCUCCAGCGCCUCACCGCCACCGGCGCGCGCAGGCUCAGCUCAGAGACCGCACCGCCUGAUACAGCGUUGGCUGUGCGACGAACCCGAAUCGACUCGACGUGCUCGAUGCCAGGCAGCGGGAUGUAAUGCUGGCUGUGUCGCAUCGGAGCUUCGAAGCAUCAUCUACUUCACAAGCCGGUCUGGCCAUGGAAGACACGGGCACAAUCAAUCCAGCAGCUUUGAAUGCGCCUGCCAAUACCAUCUCCCCCAACCUACUCUCGACGUCCAGCCCGCGCGGUCAGAAGCGCAGUCGCACGCCAGAUUCGUACGCAACGCCCGGUGUCAAGACGGAAGGCGAUGACGCCAAGACCAACAAGAUACGCAAACUGAAGGCAGAGCAAAGUCCAGCGCCAUCCAACAUGACGAGAGCCGUUCCCCACCACCCGGUGCAAACACCACAUAUGAGAACAACAUCAUUAUCACAUGUAUCUCCCGCCCAGGCUUCACCCACACGAUCCACUCCAGGUUCAACAACAAAACCUCCUGUGAUCAAGGCGCUGCCCACGGUCAGAGACCAUACCACAGAUCAGCUUGGACCGCAAGGCGAUGAAUACAUCCCACGUGAGAUUGACGACUCGGGAGAGACGAAAGUUUCCCAAGAUGGGUAUCCCCUCGGGGAACGCAAGUACCGAUGUCGGACGUUCAACGUCCCCAAUCGUGGUGACAAGCUGUUCAUGCUCGCCACGGAAUGUGCGCGUGUACUGGGCUACCGCGACUCAUAUCUACUUUUCAACAAGAACAGGUCGUUGUACAAAAUCAUCGCGAAUCAAGCCGAAAAGGACAACUUGAUUCACCAAGAGAUCCUGCCAUACUCCUAUAGGUCCCGGCAAAUUGCCAUCGUCACAGCUCGAUCGAUGUUUAGGCAGUUCGGGAGCCGUUUGAUUGAAGGCGGCAGACGCGUUCGGGAUGACUACUGGGAAGCAAAGGCUAGAAAACAAGGCUUCACCGAGGACGACCCGGCAGGAGAAAAGCGCCCAGGAGCUGCGAGGGCCCGUGAGUUGGCUGCUGCAGAGGCUGCAGCAAACCACGCCAAUGCGUUGAACUCUCUGCCACAGCAUGGCGAGAUCAUCUAUAAUAACGCCGGGCUGGAUGGUGGGCCACCAGGCCUGGGGCAGGUGUCGCUUGCUCCAUUGCCCAUGAUUCACCUACCUAGUGAGGACCUCCGACCCAGUGCGACUGGUGGCAUUGUCCGGCCACGACAGGAAGUCACUGGUCCAGCGUACAUGGACGCCACCAGAUCAAGUGCACCUGCCGAGAUCAUGACGCAAGCUGUAGGAGCAGCCGACUUCAAUAAGCAAUUGGCUGCGCAGCGCGAUCAUCGUCGUCAGUACUUGCAAAAUUAUUGGGAGCGUCCUCAUGAGCAGCAGACGACAGAAUCGCAGACUGAACAAGCCGGUUCCAGCACUGUUGCGCCACAGAAUUUGCAAAGUCCGCAAAAUGUAUCUCAACAACAACGACAGGAAGCGCCACAAGCAUACUCUGCCUACCAGAACCCGCAGAAUGCUAUGCCCUCGCCCGUCCAAACGAUGCACCGAGGGGCUCCCGGGCCCGUGCAUCACGGAUCACCGUCGAUGGCCGUGAGUUCGCAGCAUCGUCAGACUCCCUCGUAUUCUGGAUAUCCUCCCGCCCAAAUGUGGCCACCACCCCAGCCGCAACCAUCACCACUCGGUCAGUCACACAUGUCUGGGUAUGGUCAGUCACAGCCGCCACAGCAGCAGCAGCAACAGCAGCAGCCACAACAUCACUCCCAGAUGCCCCCGCCACAGAUGCCGGGUCAAGGGAUGAGCUACGCUCAGCAGCUCGGUCAGAUGAACUCGGCCGCGUACAGUGGCAUGAACAGGAGCAUGUAUCAGCCCAACCCAAGUCAGUACAUGGGCGGACAGGCUCAGUCUGGCGCAGGACCUCAGCCAGGCAUGCAAGGAUGGUCCGGUCCUGGCAACAAUAUGCCUCAGAAUUACGGCUACCAAUGAUACCCAUGAGACGAAUGGCCACAUGUGGCGCAGAUACCAGAGACUGGGCUCGGUCAUACCCAUAGAUCCAUACCCUUACAUUUCUUGUGCAUGCUUGGAUUACUCGAGGUUUUUACAGCAUCUUUACCCCUUGGACCCGAACGUUGCGCGCCUUCCAUUUGAGCUGUCUGGCCACCGCGACAAUCACAUCAUCAAUAACAACAUCGAUAUCACCGCUGCACUGUCCUGCGAUAGGUAAACACGGAUGGCUUGGGCCUUGACAUUAUCUAUUCUCAUGGUCGGCUCUCUGCUGUUGCAUACGUUCAAGGACAUGGGGGUUUUUGCAUAGGCCUCGUGUGGUCCAGGAGGCUUCCGUAGUUGUAAUCGCUUGCAUCAAUAUGGCAUAGCGGAUUGAUUUUGAUUCGAAAGUGGUGACGAUACCCAGAUUGCUUCAUGUUGUUUUUUUUUUCUCUUUGGCGCUUUGGCAUAAACCCUCGACUCAGUGCUGCGUUUCCGGUCGCAUGGGUUGUCAGUAUGGAGGGACGAAUGCGAGGCAAGUCGGCAUGUUCAGGCAGGGCAAUGGUAGUGAUAGAGCAGGUGAAAUUUCCCGUGGUGCAAGGUCGUGUACUUCUUUCUCG
Molecule: messenger RNA, 3585 nt
Organism: Sphaerulina musiva SO2202
Lineage: Eukaryota; Fungi; Ascomycota; Dothideomycetes; Mycosphaerellales; Mycosphaerellaceae
Product: CRC_subunit-domain-containing protein
Exons: 4
Coding region: 1085-2968 (627 amino acids)
Cellular component (GO): nucleus
Molecular function (GO): chromatin DNA binding
Source: RefSeq, a predicted model, not a curated record